Molecule: messenger RNA, 1311 nt
Organism: Mucor velutinosus
Lineage: Eukaryota; Fungi; Mucoromycota; Mucoromycetes; Mucorales; Mucoraceae
Exons: 2
Coding region: 1-1311 (436 amino acids)
Molecular function (GO): protein dimerization activity
Source: RefSeq, a predicted model, not a curated record
AUGGAUCCUGUAGAAAACAGCUUUUUGGAUCAACAACAAUCGCAGCAGCAGCAGCAGCAGCAGCAGCAGCAGCAACAGGAUCAACAAGAUCUGCUGGAUCAGCUGCAAUACGAUCUGCUCGCAUUUGAUAAUCUACAGUUUCUACCAAACGAGUUUGAUGGUAGUAAUGGAUCCAACAUGGCACACCAUGACAUUUCGUUUCUGCCUCAGCAAGCUCUGUCGACCCCUUUGCCCACCCCAAACUACUGUACGCCCCCGAUACAUCCUCACACAGAGGAACUAGAGGAGUUCUUGACCCCUCUUGUAUCGCCUGCCAUCACGCCGAGGUUUAGCGAAAUCUAUCAGUUUUUAGAUCCACCAGGUGAACAGUACUUUACGCCCCUCAGUUCACCUGCAUUGCUGCCAAAUGUUGAUCAGCAGCUCAACCCGAAUGUACCCUCUGAUUCUGUCAAUGCCAUGCAAGAUCCAACAUUGCUUGCUCAGCAAUUGGCACAAAUCGAAGCAAAGCAAUCAAAACUACGAGAACAGAUGAAAAUCUCACCGACUAUAUCUCCAACCUACCGAAAGAGUCCGCUUGCCAUGUUAUCCAAUCGGUCCCAAACGCCACCAUCACCAUUGCCAUUCAAUAACAAUAACACCAAGAAACGCCCAAGUUUGAGACAGAAGAUUGCAUUGGCAAGCCCUCAGCUUCAUUCCUCUCAAAACCACCAUAUAAACCUCCCUACAAUACCUGCUACACCUGGAUCUCUUAUGAAUAUGAGUCAUCAUCUCAGUCAAGCAUCCUUAGAUUCACCCGUACAAGAGAGGGAAUUAGCGGAUAUUAUGCCCUCGCUACCGCCCUCAGCUGUGGUAGAGUCAUCAUCUGCAGCAAAGAAAAGAAAGCUGGCUCCCUCUUCUCCCAUGACAACCUCUUCACCAAGAUCUCUCAAACCACUCAUAUCUCCCUUCUUGCAACCGGAUCUCCGAAACAGUCACCUGAUCAACCAGGUCCAGACACCUGGCAUAGAAAAUAGACGUUCGGCGCACAAAGUAGCCGAGCAAAGACGACGGGAUACUUUAAAGCAAAGCUUCGAUUCACUCAGAAGAGAAAUUGUAGAAGUCAUGGUCAAUGACUCUGAGAAAAAAGAGGAAUCUGUCAGGGAAGAAAAAGAAAAAGAAGUUAAACUGAUGAGCAAAGUUUUAUUAUUACAACAUUCCUAUGAAUACAUUGUUCGACUAAAGACAGAUUCGCGCCUGAAAGACGAUAAGAUAUCCACUAUGCAAGCAGAGAUCAAUAGACUAAAGGAAUUGACUCAAGCAUCAAAAGAAUAA